UUAAUUUUCUGUGGCCGACUCGCCGUCAACUCACCGCCAUCAAAACCGGCAUGCAGCCAUUAGAAGAGAUGCUUCCUCUUCCCCGAGACCUAUUCGACAUUAGGUAUUCAGUUCGGUUCUUGGGAGAGCCAGUCUGCUGCUGCUUGCGGUGACUGGCACCAGCGCGCAAGGCUUCCUAGAGACCAUCUACCUGCGCCGUUCCGAUGGGUUGCUUCGGGUGCUUCGCGCCGGAGGCGGACGAGGACCUUAGGCCCUCCAAGCACGACGAUUCGUCAGGGGCUGAUGCGAGGAGGAAGGUCGCGCCGGAUGUGGCCAGCGGCUACGCGCACAGCUUCACCUUCAAGGAUCUGCUUGUGGCAACUGGCUACUUCAACGAGGCCAAUUUCAUAGGAGAAGGUGGAUUCGGGAAGGUGUACAAGGGCAAGAUCAACGGACAGACGCCUCCCUAUGCAUUUUUUCUCUUUGGUGUGCAAAUGGUGGCAGUGAAGCAGCUCGCUCGAGACGCUCGAGACGGAGUUCUUGGUCGAGGUGCUCAUGCUGACGGUGCUCAACCAUCGCAACCUUGUCAGCUUGGUCGGGUUCUACGCGUGGACGAGAGGCUGUUGCCUGCUGGUCUAUGAGUACAUGCCGUUCGGAAGCCUGGAGAGCCAUCUGUUUGACAAUCCUAAGGUCUAAGGAUACAGCCGGGUGGCGUUAUGGAUUCACGGCCUUAUUUCUUUCUGUGAGAUCUUUAGAAUUCUUUCAGGGAAUGGAAUGCAUAUGGAGCUUUUCUUCCAUGUUAAAUGGCAGUGACUCUGUCAUAUCUUUCUACCAUCCACUAUUUGUGGACCCAUCUAUACACUAAACACACUUAAAUGUUUUCUAGACCGCGGAGCACGCACAAUUUACUAGUUAAGAUAUAGUUUAGUUUCACAACAAUGGCCGAUAUAGCAGAAGCCAAGUGUUAUGAUGAUUUGUUUUUUCAAUUCUAUGUUGUGUUAUUGGUUCAGCAUGCACAUAUAUUGACAUGAUUUAUGGCAUGGCAUCUGCCAUCUUUGUUAUAUUUAUGACAUCGUUCUUGAUUGAUGUGUGCGACAUGAAUGAUGGAUCUUUUUAA
Messenger RNA from Zea mays, 1096 nucleotides. RefSeq names its product probable serine/threonine-protein kinase PBL21. NCBI's taxonomy places the organism in Eukaryota, Viridiplantae, Streptophyta, Magnoliopsida, Poales, Poaceae. The transcript is spliced from 5 exons. Bases 204 to 620 code for a protein of 138 amino acids. The record is from RefSeq and is a predicted model, not a curated record. Gene Ontology annotation, molecular function: ATP binding.